This is a messenger RNA of Lachancea mirantina, 1023 nucleotides long. The record is from the annotation of a GenBank genome assembly. Lineage: Eukaryota; Fungi; Ascomycota; Saccharomycetes; Saccharomycetales; Saccharomycetaceae.
AUGAGCUCUCCUAAAAUUGUCUGUCUUGGCAAUCCUCUUUUGGACAUUCAAGCCACCGUCAAGCCUGAAUACUUGGCUCAGUAUGAACUGAAAGCGAACGACGCCAUCUUGGUCGACGCUCAAUCUCAAGAUCCAAAAUUGAAGAUUUACGACGAAUUGGUCGAACUCGGCAACGCCAAGUUCGUUGCUGGUGGUGCUGCCCAGAAUACUGCUAGAGGCGCUGCCUACGUGCUCGGGAAGGGCCAAGUGGCCUAUUUCGGUAGCGUCGGUGACGACAAGUUCUCUGCUAAGCUGCUCGCGGAGAACGAAAGCGCUGGUGUCACCACUUUGUACCAAGUGCAACCCGAGAUUGGAACCGGUAAGUGUGCCGCUCUAAUUACGGGGCACAACAGAUCUUUGGUGACAGAUUUGGGUGCUGCCAACCAUUUCACUCCAGACCACUUGGACAAGCACUGGGACGUUGUUGAAAAAGCCGAUUUAUUCUACGUAGGUGGUUUCCACUUGACGGUCUCUCCUGAGGCGAUCGUGAAGCUCGGCAAGUAUGCACAGGAAAACAAGAAACCUUUUGUUAUGAAUUUGAGCGCUCCAUUCAUUCCUCAGUUUUUCAAGUCUGCCGUUGAACAGACCCUGCCUUAUACCACUUUCGUCAUCGCCAACGAGAGCGAAGCGGAGGCCUACGCUGAGUCCUUUGGCCUUCCAUGCGCCAAGGAUGACCUAGUAGCGAUCGCACGCCACAUUGUGAACGGUUCCAAUGAGAGAACUGUCAUAUUUACGCACGGCUUGGAACCCACUGUUGUUGUGUCGGCUAAGGGCGAGUUCACUCGUGCUGUGAGACCACUGGCCGAGAACAAGAUUGUCGACACAAACGGCGCCGGUGAUGCCUUUGCAGCUGGGUUUAUUGCUGGUUUAGCUCAGGGUCGUCCAUUGGAAAAGUGCGUCGACAUGGGUCAAUGGUUGGCCGCUCUCUCUAUUCAAGAACUGGGACCUUCUUACCCAUCCGAAAAACUUGAAUAUCAAGCCUAA